This is a messenger RNA of Homarus americanus (American lobster), 498 nucleotides long. RefSeq names its product zinc finger BED domain-containing protein 5-like. The coding region runs from base 1 to 498 and encodes 165 amino acids. NCBI's taxonomy places the organism in Eukaryota, Metazoa, Arthropoda, Malacostraca, Decapoda, Nephropidae. The record is from RefSeq and is a predicted model, not a curated record. The transcript has 3 exons.
AUGUAUGCUCGUUUCAUGUCAGACAACAGCAUCAAAGAGGAAAUGCUGUUCUGUCAUUCCCUGGAAACUUCUAUGACAGCAAUAGAUUUAUUCCAACUUGGUAUCGAACUUCGAGGAAAAUCAACUUUCGUGAGACUUGCUGGAUGGGCAUCCAAAACUCUACCUGCUGAAAUGAGGGAUGUCCUAAACCUGACCAUCAAGGUAGUUAACUUCAUCAAAGCUGGAGCCUUAAACAGUCGCAUUAUCAAACAACUGUGUAAAGACAUGGAAUCUGACCAUCAAGCCUUGCUUUCCCAUACAAAUCCGGCUUUAGCUUACUUUGUGGACAUCUUCGAAGCACUGAAGGCCAUCAACCUAAAACUGCAAGGGAAGAACAUCAACAACGUAAUGCAGUACGACGCCGUUCGAGCCUUCUUGGCCAAACUCGACCUCUGGAAAUGUCGAAUUGAGGAUAGAAACAGUCAGUUUUGCAAACUUGGAUUCCGCUCUCCAACAUAG